Molecule: messenger RNA, 2466 nt
Organism: Bipolaris victoriae FI3
Lineage: Eukaryota; Fungi; Ascomycota; Dothideomycetes; Pleosporales; Pleosporaceae
Exons: 5
Coding region: 1-2466 (821 amino acids)
Biological process (GO): protein phosphorylation
Molecular function (GO): ATP binding; protein kinase activity
Source: RefSeq, a predicted model, not a curated record
AUGCAGUCAAAUCUCAGAGCCCAGGCUGAGAUUCAGGCCCAGAGGAAGAAGCAGCUUGCAAACUCGUAUAAACAGCUACUCGAUGAAUUCGCGGCCACCGACCUCAAGACCGUCGGCAAUUAUACCGUCGGCAGACUGAUAGGCAAGGGCAGCUUUGGAAAAGUCUACUUGGCCUCGCACAAACUCAGCAAUGGCUCCAAAGUCGUGCUCAAGAGCGCGAGAAAGGACGAUGCCAACCUCGCGCGUGAAAUCCACCACCACCGCCAGUUUAUACACCCCCACAUUGCUCGCCUGUACGAAGUCAUAGUCACGGAGCAGAUGGUAUGGCUGGUGCUCGAGUACUGCCCCGGCGAUGAACUAUACAACUACCUCCUGGCCAAGGGUGCUCUCGAGCCCGCCAAGGUCCAGCGCAUCUUCACCCAGCUCGUCGGCGCCGUCACCUAUGUCCACAAUAAGUCGUGCGUCCACCGCGAUCUCAAGCUCGAGAACAUUCUCCUGGAUAAACACGGCGAUGUCAAGCUGGUUGACUUUGGCUUCACCCGCGAGUACGAGGGCAAGUCAAACUAUCUACAAACAUGGUGCGGGACAAUUUGCUACAGUGCUCCGGAAAUGCUCAAGGGCGAAAAGUAUGCUGGUGAAAAAGUAGAUGUUUGGAGUUUGGGCAUCAUUCUCUAUGCCCUGUUGGUGGGCGAGCUGCCUUUUGACGACGACGAUGAAAUGGUUACCAAGACAAGAAUCCUGAAAGAGGAGCCAAAAUUUCCAGACUCCUUUCCUCCGCAGGCAAAGGAGUUGUGCCAGUCAUUGCUUUCGAAACGACCGAUUCUGCGUCCUACCUUAGCCGACAUACUCCAGAACCCUUGGUUGUCGGAACAUGCGCCGCGCCAGCAGGAGACGCUAAAGCUGCAACAGCCGGCUCCCUUUUCCACCGAACUAGAGAAGGAGGUUUUGCAGCGUAUGCGCGCUGCUGGAGUCGACAUUGACAUGGUGAUUGAGAAUGUAUUGGCACAAAGAUGUGACUCUCUCGCCGGUUGGUGGGCAUUGUUGCUCGAGAAGGAAGAACGAAAAGCCAGGAGGAGAGAGCGGAAACGAAAAGAAAGGGAGGCAGAAGCGAAGAGUCUUCGACGGUUGAGUGCUGCAAGUAGUCGUCUCGACAAACUCGCGCCUACUAUUAGGGAGAUGGACGAAGAAGGGUACCACCUACCCCAAACACCAAAAAGUCGCGGUAGAACGGCCAACCGCAGCAGUUUACAUGGUGCUCCAGAAUUACCGCGUCUCCCGGAAUCGCUCACUUCUCCCAACCUCACAAUUGACGACAAGCCCCUACCUCCAAUUGACCCUCCUCGAGGACGCAAAUCACACUCUGCGUCACGGCCACCACUUCCUGCGAAAGAUAUCGAUAGACGAAGAUCACGUAGUAGCAUGCUACAGGUUGUCUCCAACCCCGAUCUCCUUUCACCAAACGGAUUUGUACCCAAGCCGCGUCGGAAGCAGCCCAUCAUUGGCCAUCUGCUAUCCCUCCGGAAUUGGAUAAAAGAGACAUCCAAGCGCGCACGGUCGCCAAACUCGAAAGCUAGUAGUGUGCAGUCACCAAAAUUGCCCGAAAAUAAGUCUCCAGAGGGAGGAAGACGAAGGCUUAACACAGCCAACCGGUCGUCUGUUUACACGAACCCAAAGUCACCGCCAAUGGCACCGGCUUCUACGAGACCGCGGACCUCUACACACGGCUCAGGCUCUGUGAGACGACUAUCAGCAUCCCCAGCUCCAUUGACACCACGGUCAUCAUACCGCCGGUCGUCUGGUGGUCUCCGAGGGCGCAAGUCCACAUCAUCAUCCGUGUCUUCGAUCCGCAGCAUGCCGCACCACCACCACUCUCACAGCAAAGCCUCGUCAACCUCGUCGGCCUCACUCGCCUCCCCCGCCGUCUCAACAUCCGGCCACUCGCACAAACCCUCCAAAUCUCCCCAUAACAGCAUCAAAGUCCUACCUGCUACACCUACAUCAUCCUCUUUCCCCUCGAACAUCCGCGUUGUCCGCUCCGGAUAUCCACCCGGCCUCAGCGAAUCCAGCGCCGCAUUUGGAAACGGCCACGCAAUGCCUCCUCAAUCCCCCGGCCUAGUCUUUGCCAAGCGCAAACGCAGCGUCUUCAAAGGCCCCAUGCUCAACGUCAACACGGGCGUUGGCAACGGCAGCUCGGGAGGCGGUGGGUGGCGCAGCAGAAGCGGCGAGGGUGGUUCAGGAAGUCGUGGCACGAGUUCGCAGGGUAGACGCAGCGGCGAGAUCCUGGGUAUUACCGAGGAAGAUGAGGAGGAAGAGGAGAUUGAAGAGGUGGAAACAUUUGGGGGUCGCUUAGGUGAAGGCGAGUUUGUAGAGGAGGUUUUAGGACCGCCUCUUACACCGCCGAUGAAGGAGGAAAAGGAAAUUGAAGUGGAGAAGGAGAAGGAGAAAGAGAAGGUUGAGGGUGCUUGA